Molecule: messenger RNA, 1010 nt
Organism: Atta colombica
Lineage: Eukaryota; Metazoa; Arthropoda; Insecta; Hymenoptera; Formicidae
Product: 40S ribosomal protein S7
Exons: 5
Coding region: 80-676 (198 amino acids)
Biological process (GO): ribosomal small subunit biogenesis; translation; rRNA processing
Cellular component (GO): ribosome; small-subunit processome; 90S preribosome
Molecular function (GO): structural constituent of ribosome
Source: RefSeq, a predicted model, not a curated record
UUUUCUCCGUCCUCUGUCGAGCACGUUGUUCUAGCCGCAUCCUGAUAGAAACCAACGGGGCAAGAAUUCCUUAGGAAGGAUGAGUCUUGGCAAAAUGUUGACGACGAAUGCGAAGAUAAUUAAAAGUAACGGGGCCGAGCCCGACCAGUUCGAGGUUAGCGUUUCUCAAGCUCUCCUCGAAUUGGAGAUGAACAGCGAUCUAAAAUCGCAGUUGAGGGAACUCUACAUCACGAAAGCGAAGGAAAUUGAAACGAAUAAUAAGAAGUCUAUUAUUAUAUACGUACCUAUGCCGAAGCUGAAAGCAUUCCAGAAAAUUCAGACACGGCUGGUACGUGAACUAGAGAAAAAGUUCUCUGGGAAGCAUGUGAUGUUCAUCGGCGAACGUAAAAUCUUGCCCAAGCCGACGAGGAAAACACGAACCAAGAACAAGCAGAAACGUCCUAGAAGUCGUACGCUGACUUCAGUUUAUGAUGCGAUAUUGGAGGAUUUAGUAUAUCCUGUAGAAAUUGUUGGUAAGCGUAUCAGAGUCAAACUCGAUGGAUCACAGCUUAUUAAAGUUCAUCUCGAUAAAAACGAACAAACAAAUAUCGAGCAUAAGGUCGACACCUUCGCCUCAGUUUACAAGCAGCUGACUGGACGGGACGUCACGUUCGAAUUCCCUGAAUCAUAUGUAUGAUAAAUGUAAAAAAAAUUAAAAGUAUUUUAAUCUACAUUCUCAUUUACAUCUCUUUUUAUGUUUGCUCUUAUUAUUUAAUAUGUUAGUUUUAUCGGAUUAAUAUAUGUAUGAAAAUACUUGUAAAAAAAGAAAGAAGAGACUCACAAUGAUACGAACAUAGAAGAUAGGAAAAGGCAAGAAAUCACUAAAUUCACAGAAAAAUCAAAUGUAUACUGUUGUGAUAUAGCAUUCUUCAUUUACAUUAAUCAAUUAAUUUCCAGCUUUGUGCAAUUUAAAUAAUAUUCAAAUGAAUCAAAUUUGUUAAAAAAUAAGUAUAAAUAAUUAGAUAAGGUGA